Messenger RNA from Arachis ipaensis, 1390 nucleotides. Its product is annotated as putative protein phosphatase 2C 39. Gene Ontology annotation, molecular function: protein serine/threonine phosphatase activity. NCBI's taxonomy places the organism in Eukaryota, Viridiplantae, Streptophyta, Magnoliopsida, Fabales, Fabaceae. The record is from RefSeq and is a predicted model, not a curated record. Gene Ontology annotation, biological process: protein dephosphorylation.
UCUUUUUUACUCAUCCUGCACUUUACUAUGCACAUAAAUAACGUUAUCACCAUUAUUUCUCAAGUUCAAAUCGUGUCAUCAUUUGAUGAACAAGUUCUGAACUCAGCUAAGAGAAAGUCUCCCAUCAAAACAAAUGCAGGCCCAAUCUAACUUGCAGAAAAGAAAGUCUACAUUGAUAACGGAAGGGAAUGCUGCUGCUUUCAAGAAAUCAAGGAUGGCAAGCCAUGUUGACUCCGUUGAAAGAGAGAGAAAGCAGCAAGAUGACUUCAUAGAAGAAAAAUAUGGUGAGGAUGAAGAUGACGAUGAUGUUGAAGACAAUACUGAUGAAAUAAAACCAGAGGCAGAUGAGGAUGCAAAUGAUGAUCAUGGAGAGGAAGCAGAGUACUUACUAGGAGAUGAUGGGGAAACUGCAGAGCAGGGACUUCAUGAAGGUCUACUCAUAAAAGAUGGAGAUGAAAACAGCAAGCUUUCUGCUCGACAUUUCAGCCAUGGAUAUCACUUGACCGAAGGAAAGUUGAACCACGGAAUGGAGGACUACAUUUUUGCUCAACACAAGAAGCUCAAUGGUUAUGACUUGGGUUUGUAUGCAAUAUUUGAUGGUCAUUCAGGUCAUGAUGUUGCCAAAUACUUGCAAAGCCAUCUAUUUGAAAACAUACUGAAUGAGCCUAGUUUCUGGAAGAAACCAGUGCAUGCAGUUAAGAAAGUGUGCAAGGCUACAAACGAUGAGAUCUUAGAGAAUAUAGCUGAUUCGCGGGGAGGAUCAACAGUGGUUGCAGCAAUACUAAUUGAUGGAGUGAAGCUGCUUGUAGCCAAUGUCGGCGAUUCUCGAGCGAUAUCAUGCAAAAAUGGUAUUGCAAAACCAAUCACUGUGGAUCACGAACCAGAUAAGGAGAAAGAUCUUGUUGAAACCAGAGGGGGCUGUGUGUUCACAAGACCAGGAUCUAUUCCAAGAGUAGAUGGCCAAUUAGCAAUGACAAGAGCAUUUGGAGAUGGAAAACUGAAGGAGCACAUUACUGCUGAGCCAGAUGUGAUGAUUCGGAAGAUUGAUGAUGACACUGACUUCAUCAUUUUGGCAAGUGAUGGUUUGUGGAAGGUGAUGACAAAUCAGGAUGCUUGUGACUGUAUCAAAGAUGAUGUUGAUGAUGCUAAGAAAGCAGCUAAGAAGUUGGUUAAAGAAGCCAAGUCUCUAGGGAGCUGUGAUGAUAUUUCAUGCAUAGUUGUUACGUUCUAGUUGAGAUGAUGACAGCAGUAGACAAAGUAGAAUAGUAGAUUCAGAUGGGUCCCCAUUUUUCCACCCAAAUAAGAAUCUAAGUUCGACUUUCAGCAUUUUUCCUUACAUUUUACUUGAACUUCUGGUUUUUGAUUAAGUAAUAUAAUAGCUGCUGGUUAA